Messenger RNA from Anopheles maculipalpis, 744 nucleotides. RefSeq lists its product as uncharacterized. The record is from RefSeq and is a predicted model, not a curated record. Lineage: Eukaryota; Metazoa; Arthropoda; Insecta; Diptera; Culicidae. The transcript is spliced from 3 exons. Bases 1 to 744 code for a protein of 247 amino acids.
AUGGCGUUCCGGUACCUGUUGAUCGUCGCAAGCGUAGUUCUGGCGUCUGGACUGGCAGCAGCCAGCCCAGCAAACAAGCCGGCUUUCUGGAAAGGUACACCGAUGGACGGUAUGGUUGAGGAGAUGCGUUCGCUUUGCAGCUCGGAGAACGAUUCAGUCGCCUGUACGAAGUUUAAGAUCAUGAACUUCCUCGAUACGGUUUUCAAGAAGGACAGCUUCCAGGUAUCCGAUGAUGUUGAAGUUCGCAGCAAUGGAGCCCUCGUGAGCGAGGGUCGUGCACCAACCGGUGUGUUGGAGCAGAUCGAGAACUAUCUGCGCAGCCACGACGUUACCUUCAAGAUGCCGAUUGCCGGUGCUCGUGUGACUGUGUCGCCACGCAACCUCGAACAGGAUGAGCUGAACGUGACGUUCAACUUCCCGGCUGGAAAUGGCCGUGGCAUUGAGGCACGCAAAUCCAAGCUAAAGAAGAUCGUCAUUCCGAUCAUGGUGUUUAUCCUGCUGAAGGCUAUGACUCUCAUCCCGAUGGCACUCGGUGUGCUUGGUCUGAAGGCGUGGAACUCGCUCCAACUGUCGUUCUUCUCGUUCGUUGUGUCGGUCGGUCUAGCUAUCUUCCAGCUUUGCAAAAAGCUGGCCGCCGAUAGCCAUCAUCCGCACAUUGCCGCCCACGGACCAUGGGAUGCGGGUCGAUCCUUCGUUCAGCCCAACUUCGAUGGUCAGGAUAUUGCGUACAGUGCCCACGCAUAA